AUGGAGGCUUGCGGUGUGGAGGGAAGUGACGUGGCUGCUUGCAAGCUCAUAUUGGCCUACAGGAAUGGAGGGCAGUGGAAGAAAGCUGUUGACUUUCUUGACUCGUGGAUGGCGCAGGCCGCCACUAUUGAUGGUGGUGAUAAUAACGGUGGCACUGUUCAUGGUGGUGCGCCGCACAUGCUGCCGGACGCCGCCACCCUCAACACGCUGAUGCCGGCUAUGAGACGAGCCGACCGGGCGGCAGCAGGAAUACUGCUGUAUGACCUGCUGACAGGGAGGGAGGAGGAGGAGGAGGAGAGCUUUGAGAGGGACGUGCUGGUGAGGGGAAAAGGGGAUAGAAAGAGAGAUGGGGAGUUGGCUGAACGUGGGAAGGGAGAGGGCAACGAGGGGGGAGGAGGGGAGAGGGAGGGGAGGAAGCGUGGGAGGUUGACUCGUUUGACUUUGGGAGACUGGGCUGAAUUUGGCCGAACAGGGAGGCUGCUGGUGCUGGAGAGACAGCUGCAAGAAAUGGAAGAGGGCAGCAAGGCCAAAGCAGUCAGAAGGGGUGAGAAGGUAGUGAGGAAGGGUGAGAGGGGGUGGGAUGAGGAGGAGAAGGGUGUGAGGGAGCUGCUGGGGUUGCUUGAAGCAGGUCGAGUAGUGACUCAUGAGUGGAUCCAGAAGCAUCAAGGACCAGCAAGGAUCAGUGGCUCACAGCCAGACUACAGAGGAAGGAGUGUGGGUAGUGGUAGUGGUGGCAGUGGUAGCAUUGGUAGCGGUGAUGACAGUGCUUGUAGGACAGCAGGAACCGAGGAUGAGCUUAUAACGAAUUUGCGUCGAGAAAGUGCUUAUAACGGGGUUCUGUCAGAAGGCGUUGACUGGCAGGGAAGAGUUUGUGUCAAGCCGGACUGUGUGACUGUAACGGAGGUGAUUCUAGCGAAGGUGGCGCUAGGGCAGGAUGAAGGCGCGUUGGAGGUGUUCUGGGAAGCUGUGGGGGGGAGGGAGGGGGGGAUGGGUGGGGGAGGAGGGGAAAGGGGGAAGGGGGAAGGGGGAGGGAAUGAGGGGAGGAUGAUUGGAGGAGGAGGAAAGGGAAGCAGGGGCAGGAAGAGAGAAAGGGUUGGUCCACUCAUGUCUUCUCUGUCAACUCAGUCAACUCAGUCAACUCAGUCCACCAAGAGGUCAAUCAAAGCAGAUGCGCACAUGUGCAGCGCUGCUCUGAGUGCGUGCAGGCGACGGGGCCUGUGGUGGGAGGCUGAUGCUGUGUGGGCUUUCAUGGAACGACGAGGUGCUGGCACGGGUGUGGAGGAGCGAGCGGGCAGAGGAAGUGACAGAGAGCGCACAGGCAGCACACAGCAGUGGAGCAGCACACAGCUAAUGCGCUCCCUCCCACCACCCCUUUUCCCCCAUCCUCUCCUGUCUCUCCCCCUGCUCCCCUUCCCCACAUUCCCCUCCCAGAAUCCGCCCCACAACCUCACAGGCAUGGUGGCGGUGAUGGCACGGGCAGGGAAGAGCGAGCGAGCACAGCAGGAGGUGGAAAGCGCACAGGCAGCCGGGGUGGCGCUGCAGCAGCAGACAGCCAACGCGCUGCUGGAUGCUCUUGCUUUCACAUACAGGGGAUCGUGCCUCACAGGCAUGGUGGCGGUGAUGGCACGGGCAGGGCGGAGCGAGCGGGCAGAGCAGGUAGUGGGGAGGGCACAGGCAGCCGGGGUAUUUCUGCAGCAGCAGACAGCCAACGCGCUGCUGGAUGCUCUGGCGUCCACAGGGGAUGUGCGGCGCACUGCUGCCCUCUUCUCGCGCCUCUUCCUGCCCUCUGGAAACUUCUCUCCUCCCAUGGAUUCCCAGCAGAAGGGUCUGAGACUGAGACCCUCCUCCUUGCAGGCGGACGCGUUCUCCUCAGGAAAGGGGCGCCGGAAGGCCGGCCUGCAGGCGGACACGUUCUCCUUCAACGCUCUGCUGAAAGCCCAUGCGAGGCGGCUGCAGCCGGUGGGAGCAGUGCAAACGGUGCAGCUGAUGCCGUCGGUGGAGUCGGUGCAGACUAUGGUUAUGCUGGGAGGACCAACUGACAACGCUAAGGGCGACACAAAGGGAUCUAAUGAGGGAGAUAGUAGGAGAAUGGGCGACUCCAGCAGUUUAAUAGCGAGUCUGUUGAAAGAGGGGACAAUCAGGAAUCAGGGAUCAGGGGUUACUUCUGUGGAGUCUCAAGAGGAGGAAUUCAGCAGUAUGGGUAUGAGAGCAGGGAAAGAGCAGCAGGAGGCAGAAUCAGAUUCUGGUGAUGCGAAGGGCAAGGCGAACAAGGAUGUGAACGGGUGGGCGGCGCAGGGCCCUGUGGAGGUGUUUGGAGCGAUGCAGGGCAUGGGGAUUCCCAUUGAUGAAUACACUAUCUCGGGCCCUGUGCAGGUGUUUGGAUCGAUGCAGGGCAUGGGGAUUGCCAUUGAUGAGUACACUAUCUCGGUAAGGGCGUGUGUGGGGCGUGGGGGAGAGGGGGAGGCGGGGAGGGAGGACGUGCGGAGGGGCAUGGAGGUGUAUGGGAAGAUGAGGAAGGUAGAGAGGGAGGAGGAUGGGGCGCUGGAGAAAGUGAUUUGGACUCUGCUGCGAGCUUGCGAGGUAAGAUGGACUUCAGCUGGGUGA
Closterium sp. Yama58-4 is the source of this 2604-nucleotide messenger RNA. NCBI's taxonomy places the organism in Eukaryota, Viridiplantae, Streptophyta, Zygnematophyceae, Desmidiales, Closteriaceae. The record is from the annotation of a GenBank genome assembly.